UAUGAUUCCUCUAAAUAUCCAUCAAAUUAGCUAAGAAGAAAAUGACUUGAGGGCUCUCACAUUUACAAGCUGUUGUGACUGAGCAAAGUCACUUAAUUUCUUUGAACCUGUUUCAUCUAUAAAAAGAAUAGAAUAAAAAAAUAGGGGGCAUCUGGGUGGCUCAAUGGAUUGACAGUCAGGCCUACAAAAGGGAGGUCCUAGGUUCAAAUCUGGCCUCAGAUACUUCCUAGCUGUGUGACCCUGGGCAAGUCACUUCACCCCCAUUGCCUAGCCCUUACCACUCUUCUGCCAUAGAACCAAUACAGUAUUGAUUCUAAGGCAGAAGGUAAAGGGUUUAAAAAUAAAUAAAAAUAACAUAAAAAAGUAAGCCUGUGAUUCUUUGUCUUGGUUUUGAAUCUUCAUUCCAUCCCUUAAGUAUCUGUAUGAUCUUGGUCAAAUCACUUAAUCUCUGUGGUCAAUCAAGAAACAUUUAUUAAAGAACUUCAGGCCCUGUGCUAAAUGCUGGGAAUAGAGACAAAAAUUAAAAUAUGCCCUUCACAAAUUUCCAUUUUAUAGGAUGACAUAUAAAUUUGUACAAGAUAGUUAAAAGUUAGGCAGCCCUGGGACAGGUACAAUUGGCAGUAAAUGCAUUCCAGGCAUGAAAAGAGUGAUGUGUAGAAGGGAAUAUUAAAAAGAUCAAUUUAGCUAAUGUCUAAACAGCUAGGUGGCACAGUGGAUAGAGUGCUGGGCCUGGAGUCAGAAAGAUUUGAGAUCAGAACUGGCUUCACAUCCUAGCUAUGUGACUUUGGGCAAGUCACUCAAUCCUGUUUGCCUCAGUUUUCCUCAUCUGUAAAAUGGGCUGGAGAAAGAAAUGGCAAACCACCCCGGUAUCUCUGCCAAGAAAAUCGUAAAUGGGGUCACAAAGAAUAGACAGGACUGAAAAAGACUCAACAGACUGCAUGCAUGAAGUAAUGCAUAAUAAGACUGGGAAGGUAGUUUAGAACCAGGCUGGAAUGGGCUCCCAGGUUCCAAAAUAAUUGAUUUUCGUGAUAACAGCGUUAGCAAUAUCGCUUUGGUAACUGUGUGGAAGUCGGAUUGGAAAGGAGAACCGGGCACAGAGAGACCAGUUAAGAGGCGAUUGCAAUAGUCUAGGCGAGAUGUGGGUCAUCAGUUUCCUUCUUUGUAAAAUCCGGGAUUGGACGAAAUGAGCUCUCAAGUCUCUUCCUGCUCUACACCUACUGUCCUAAAUAGGCUCUAGUGAACGGCAGGUGGCGCCCGCAGACAGGAGGUCUCGCCAGCCGCUCCUUUAAGACUUCCGUCUGAUUAGAGGCCUCAGGACCUUCGAACUCAUCCCGAAUACUCGAGCGGCGCCACUCCGACUCUCCGCAGAGCUUGGCUGCCCCCCAUCCGGAGUGCACGUGCAGCGAGGAAGGCAGAGCUGCUCGAUCUCGGCUUCCCAUCUUCCAAGACUAGACAGAAGGGAUCUUUAGCCGUCUGCUACUCCAACUCCAGAGCUGAGGGGGGAGGGGAGGACGCCGGCAACUGUGGCCAAGAUCCCAGGCUCUCUGCAAGCCUGGCGCUCCCUGGCCUCCGGGCUCGCUGCAGGACCGCGGCCACCCUAGGGAUACAAUGUACGAGCAAACGGAGCUGCAUCGGGGGGCAGGGCCAAGGUCAAGAUCAGAGCAAGACGCGCCCCGGCGCGCAGCCGCCGCCGGGGAGCCGCAGCGCCGCGCUCUACGUCCACUGGCCGUACUGUGAGAAGCGCUGCUACUAUUGUAAUUUCAACAAAUAUAUCCCCCGGAGGCUAGAUGAGGAUGCCAUGCGGACAUGCCUUGUGCAAGAGGCAACAACACUGCUGAAACUCAGUGGGGUGCAAAGGAUCAACUCUGUGUUCUUUGGUGGGGGGACACCAAGCCUGGCCAGCCCUUACACUGUGGCCUCAGUGUUGGAGGCUAUAGCCCAGAACACCCACUUGCCAGCCAAGGCUGAAGUGACCCUAGAGGCCAAUCCUACCUCAUCCAAGGCAUCAAGGCUGGCUGCCUUCCAAGUGGCAGGGAUCAAUAGAAUUUCCAUUGGCAUUCAGUCCUUAGAUGAUACAGAGCUCCAGCUGCUGGGCAGGACACACUCGGCGUCCGAAGCCUUGGGCACCCUGGAAGAGGCCCGGCGUCUGUAUCCAGGGCGCACCUCUGUGGACCUCAUGUUCGGCCUCCCAGGGCAGCAGGUGGAACCGUGGCUUGGGCAGCUGCAGGAGCUGCUUUCCCGCUGCGAUGACCACGUCUCUCUCUACCAGCUGACCCUGGAGAGGGGCACGACGCUCUUUGCCCAGGUCCAGCGAGAGACCCUGCCCUCUCCCGACCCAGAAACUGCGGCUCAGAUGUACCAAGAUGGGCGAGAGGUCCUGAGGGAGGCAGGCUUCCGCCAGUACGAGGUGUCCAACUUUGCCAGAAAUGAAGCUCUCAGCAGCCAUAACUGGACCUAUUGGCAGGGUGGUCAGUACAUAGGUGUGGGCCCUGGGGCCCAUGGGCGAUUUGUGCCUCAGGGGGAUGGAGGGAGCCUCCGGGAAGCUCGCAUCCAGACCUUGGAACCUGACAACUGGAUGAAGGAAGUUUCAGUGUUUGGACAUGGCACCCGGAAGCGAGUGCCCCUGGGAGAGCUGGAGCUACUGGAGGAGGUGUUGGCUCUGGGGCUGCGCACAGACAUCGGAAUCACUCACCAGCACUGGCUGCAAUUUGAGCCCCACUUGUCCCUGUGGGAGGUGUUUGGGGAAUCUGAGGAAGUGAGGGAGCUUCAAUCCCAAGGUCUUUUGCUGCUGGACCCCAGAGGACUCCGGUGUUCCUGGAAAGGGCUGGCUGUGCUGGAUACUAUUCUGCUGAGACUCCUCCUCCAGCUCCAGAAUGCCUGGGAAAACAGGUCUCCUCCCACCUUCAAGGUCACCAAGUCAGGAGCUGCCUCCCCAAGAGGCGAUUCAUGUUUCAAGUAUGACUUGGACUAGGUGACCUCAGAGGUGCACGCCAGCUUUAAAACUACGGUUCUAAUCUUGGAGAGAGCAGGAUGUGCCAAUUGGGGGGAGGGGCAGGGACCAGAAUGAGGGUUAGCCUUUUCCCUAACCUUUGAUGGGGAAUUGGAGGGAUGAAAGCCAUGGUUAUUUCUUGGGCAGAAGGGCAGCUAGGUGGUACAGUAGAUAGAAUGCUAGACCUGGAAUCAGGAAAACCUGAGUUCAAAUUCAGCCUUAGGCACUUCUUAGCUAUGUGACCCUGGGCAAGUGACUUAACAACUAUCUGCCUCAGUUCCCUCCACUGUAAAAUAGGGAUAAUAGGGACUGCUAGUUGCUCUGGGGAUAGAGGGUUGUGCUUGGAAACAGAAGAUCCUGGGCUCAAAUCUGGCCUCAGAUACUCCCUAGUUGUAUGACCCUGGGCAAGUCACUUAACCCCUGUUGCCUAGCUAUUGCUGCUCUUCUGCAUUGGAACCAGUAUUUAGUAUCUAUUCUAAGAGAGAAGGUAAGGGUUUUAAAAACAAAAAUAGGGAUAAUAAUAACACUUACCUACGAGGGUUAUCAUGAGCAUCAAAUGAGAUAAUUGUAAAGUACUUAGCACAGUGUCUGGCACAUAGUAGAGGCGUAAUAAAUGCUUAUUCUAUUCUCCUUCCUUCCUUCCUCUCUCUCUCUCUCUCUCUCUCUCUCUCUCUCUCUCUCUCUCUCUCUCUCUCUCUCUCUCUCUCUCUCUUCCCUUACCUUCCAUCUUAGAAUUAAUAUUAAGUAUUGGUUCCAAGGCAGAAGAGUGCUAAGGGCUAGGCAAUGGGGGUUAAGUGACUUGCCCAGGGUCACACAGCUGGGAAGUGUCUGAGGCCAGAUAUGAACCCAGGACCUCCCAUCUCUAGGGCUGGCUCUUAAUCCACUGAGCCACUCAGCUGCCCCCCUUCUUUCUGUUUUAAAUAUUCUUGGUGUCCUUCCAGAGGCUAUGACUAGACAUCCACUGAGGGGCAGAGAUUUGUGGAGUUGUAGCCAGGCCCCUUCCGAGCCUCUCAGAACCCCUGGAAACAUGAGAGCUGUCAGGUCUAACAGAGGUUCUUUAACCAAUCCCCCCUUCCUUCCCCUCUUCCUACUUAUCUGACUCUCCAUUCUUUAUACCCAUCUAUACCCCAAACCCUUAAGUAUGAUGCUUAGAUGUAUUGGAUACCCGGGCGUUUUCCUUAGAAGUUGCUGGCUCCAAGAAUAUCACUAAUUCACCAUGGUGUGAAGUAGAGGAGCCCUUUAGAAGUGGCUGGUCAGGAGGAGGGCAGGAGGCCUUUUCUUGUGGCCAGGAUUAGGGGACAGAGGCAAACAGACGCUACCACCCCAUACUUCCCCCUGGAUUGAAGAGGGUGGAGAAUAUGCCUUAGAUUUAUUUAUUUUUAAAACCCUAACCCUCCAUCUUGGAAUCAAUACUCUGUGUUAGUUUCAAGGCAGAAGAGCAGUAAGGACUAGGCAAUGGGGGUCAAGUGACUUGCCAUAGCUAGGUAGUGUCUGAGGCUAGAUUUGAACCCAGGACCUCCUAGCCUAGAGACUUCCCAACCCACUGAACUAACUAACUUCCCCCCAUGCCUUACAUUUAUUUAUUUAGACCUUUAUUUUGGCAAAGUUUAUCGCAUAUAUCCACUUUCUCUUGGCCUUUGCUUUUACUGAUUUUUUUUUAUUCUUAAUUUUGUUUUUGUUCAGUCAUUUUCAGUUGUGUCUGGCUCCUUGUGACUCCUUUUGGGUUUUCUUGGAAUGGUUUGCCAUUUCCUUCCCCAGCUCAUUUUACAGAUGAGGAAACUGAGGUAAAAAGGGUUAAAUGACUUGCAGAGGGCCACAUAGCCAGUAAGAAUCUGAGGUUAUAUUUGAACUGAGUGUUCCAAACACCAGACCCAGCACUCUAACCGCUGUGCCACCUAGCUGUCCCUUCUGAACUUACCCCACACCAAAUAAAAUGAACACUUCCACAAACGUUAUAGGAUAGAAGGAGAGGAUUGUACCUGAAACAGAAUUUCUGUCAUGUAUAGCUUGCUUUUAUUUUUUAAGUGUAUAAUAAAUCCAGUGUAUUUAACUAUCAAA
This is a messenger RNA of Monodelphis domestica (gray short-tailed opossum), 5047 nucleotides long. RefSeq names its product radical S-adenosyl methionine domain containing 1 (gene RSAD1). Gene Ontology annotation, biological process: porphyrin-containing compound biosynthetic process. The record is from RefSeq and is a predicted model, not a curated record. Gene Ontology annotation, molecular function: coproporphyrinogen oxidase activity; 4 iron, 4 sulfur cluster binding. Gene Ontology annotation, cellular component: cytoplasm; mitochondrion. Lineage: Eukaryota; Metazoa; Chordata; Mammalia; Didelphimorphia; Didelphidae.